Messenger RNA from Cebus imitator (Panamanian white-faced capuchin), 986 nucleotides. RefSeq names its product anaphase promoting complex subunit 16 (gene ANAPC16). The record is from RefSeq and is a predicted model, not a curated record. Gene Ontology annotation, cellular component: cytosol; kinetochore; anaphase-promoting complex. Lineage: Eukaryota; Metazoa; Chordata; Mammalia; Primates; Cebidae. The coding region runs from base 1 to 270 and encodes 89 amino acids. The transcript is spliced from 3 exons. Gene Ontology annotation, biological process: protein ubiquitination.
AUGACUUGGAGUUUUGGUGAACCUUUAUAUUUUAACACCACAGGAGCCAGCCACAUGGCCAAAUGUGUCAGCUGCCAGUAUGGCUCUGAGAGGUUCCUCUGCGAAUCUGUUUUUAGCUAUCAAGUGGCAUCCACACUUAAACAGGUGAAACAUGAUCAGCAAGUUGCUCGGAUGGAAAAACUAGCUGGUUUAGUAGAAGAGCUGGAGGCUGACGAGUGGCGGUUUAAGCCCAUCGAGCAGCUGCUGGGAUUCACCCCUUCUUCAGGUUGAUGCUGCCUGGAUGGUCACCUGUGGUGCACAGCUAGUUCAGAGCCAGUGGGGGACUUUCUCACAGCAUACACAGCCAUCCAGAGAGGUCCACAGCUACGCUGCCGAAUUGUUAAUGCACAUUUGUACUUGGUUUCUCUGUAUCUAUUCAUAGGCAACAAAUACUUAUAUGUGUGAUCUUUCAGGGAAUGUUUUUGUUUAUUUGUUUUUAAAAGUAUUGGGAAUCAGAUUAAGACAAUCGGUUUCAGAGAACCAGAAGGUUUGGGGUUAAGAGAUAUCUAUAAAAUUUACACAAGCCAGGUAAGGUACAUAAUCAGAUUUAGCCAACUGAAUGACAUCUGUCCUGUCAUCCAUACAGCGCCUGGAAAUAUUCACCAGUCAAGGUCAAGGUCAGCCUCUGUGGUUAAAAAUAGAACAGUUUGACCUAAAAAAGUUAUUUUGCAGAUGAAUGUGAUUUCAACUCAGGACUAUCCAAAUGGGGAAUUUUCAAAUACUCAUUUUUUUCCCUUUUUUUAGACAUCAAUUCUAGAGAUUCUGACUUUUUCUACCUUCUUCUAGACAUGCCAAAUGCUGGCAAAAAGAAUUGUUUUUUGGAUAUGGCAGCACUUGUAAAAAUAAAGCAGUAAGCAAAAUCCUUUUAAACACGGAAACCCUGAGUUCAUCUCAUUGGUGGACUCAAGCAGGUCUGUAGCAAAUAAAUCCUUUGAAAGAGCUCCAAA